Leptomonas pyrrhocoris is the source of this 1431-nucleotide messenger RNA. RefSeq names its product DNAj-like protein. The transcript has a single exon. Lineage: Eukaryota; Euglenozoa; Kinetoplastea; Trypanosomatida; Trypanosomatidae. The record is from RefSeq and is a predicted model, not a curated record. Gene Ontology annotation, molecular function: Hsp70 protein binding. The coding region runs from base 241 to 1431 and encodes 396 amino acids. Gene Ontology annotation, biological process: protein refolding. Gene Ontology annotation, cellular component: cytoplasm.
GGAUCCGACAGGCGCGGCUGGCCUUGGCAGCUCCAUUUUUGUUUUACAUAAUUAUUUUGCUCUUCGUUGCUGCGUGCCUGCGUGGGAGGAAACUCGUCUACACCGCAGCGCUCUCACACCUUACACUCUUUAAUAAAAGGCUUCCUCCUUCAUAGUCGAACAGUACCGUUGACUCGUGUGCAAGCAACAAAAUCCAAAUUGUCACCGAAUCGCCGAAGUGUAUUUAUAUAUGGUAACGGCAUGGCGCGGCGUUACCGUUUCCCGCGUGCGGUGGUGGCGCUGCUGAUCUUUGCAUGGGUGGUAGGUCUGUGCGUUCAAAUAACGCCGCUGCGCCACGCCAGCGCUACGAGCGACAACGACGCAAACACGAUGAAGACGAUCUUAGGCUUACCCGAGGAUGACUUCUAUGGCGUUCUCGGCCUCAGCCAGGCGGGCGAGGAUGCCACGGAGAGCCAAAUCAAGAGUGCGUUUCGCAGGCUCUCUCGCAAGUACCACCCCGACGUCGUCGCUGCGGGGGACGAGGAGUCGUUUCGCCAGGUGUACCAGCGCAUCCAGCGCGCCUACGAGGUCCUCGGCGACCGUCGCAAGCGUCGUGUUUACGACAUCCUCGGUGUAGAGGGGUUAAAGAAGCUCGAGCAGCCACAGCAGCAGCAGCAUAUGAAUCCCUUCUUCGCCCUCUUCGGUGGCGGCGGCCAGGCGGCGUCGGACAAAGGACAAGACAAGGAGUUGCUCAUGGUCGUGCCCUUGGAGGACGUGUACAAGGGAGCGACACAUACCUUCCAGUUCACCAAGCGCAAGAUAUGCCGCGCCUGCCACGGCAACGGCGCCCGCAGUAAGGAGGAUGUGGUGAGGUGCCCGCAUUGCAAAGGCAGCGGGCGUCUCGUGCAGCGCAUACAAAUUGCACCGGGCUUUGUGCAGCAGAUCGAGCAGGUCUGCAGCCACUGCAACGGCAAGGGCACCCACGUAGCGCACAUGUGCCCGGUGUGUCGUGGCAAGGCCGUCGUGUCGGGUGAGACCGCCCUUAGCGUGGACAUUGAGGAGGGCCUACCGGAGGGCCACGUGCUGAGGUACGAGCUCGAGGCGGAUCAAACGCCCGGGCAGGUGCCGGGGGAUGUCAUGCUGACGGUCGUGACGGCACCGCACGCCGUGUUCACGCGCGACGGCAACGAUCUCUACAUGAACGUGACGAUUACGUUGAAGGAGGCGCUGUUAGGGUUUGAGAGGUCUUUCACGCACUUGGAUGGUCACGAGGUAGCGUUGCGACGAACCGGUGUCACGCAAUACGCCCAGCAGGCCCGCAUUGUGGGGGAAGGCAUGCCGCGCCAUCAUGUGCCGUCGGAGCACGGCGACCUCUACGUGACGUACAACGUCGAGUUGCCGCGGACCCUUUCAGCGGAGCAGCGGGAGAUGUUCGACAAGCACUUCAAGUGA